Molecule: messenger RNA, 791 nt
Organism: Anneissia japonica
Lineage: Eukaryota; Metazoa; Echinodermata; Crinoidea; Comatulida; Comatulidae
Exons: 1
Source: RefSeq, a predicted model, not a curated record
GAUUUUUUUUUCUUUUCAGGCUCAACAAGAAAACUAUGUAUCUCGCUUUAAUAUGCGUUUUGGUUUUCGUUUCAUCGGGCUACGGAGCGGAUGAAGAAGAAAUUCUUGGCAAGGUCAAUGCUGGUGUAGAAGCCGGAAAUGCGAUCGUCCAAGUUUUAGCUGAUGAAAAUUUGUCAAAGACUUUUGGUAAAAUCGGCGAGAUCGCAUCGAAAAUUGGGCCAUUCCUGGGUGCCAUUGGUCCAGCAAUAGCGUUGAUUACCAUAUUCUUGCCACAGUCGCCGUCUCCUGAAAUGCAAUUAAUGAAAAAAAAAUUCGAGGAAAUGGACCAAAAAUUUGACCAAGUGUUUGAGCAAUUUGACGAAGUAAAAAAUCUUAUUCAUGAAACAUCCCUAAAAGCGCAGUAUGGAGAAUAUGAUCACACAAUAUCGGCUUUGUCUCACCGCUUAGAACAAUUUCUAAGCGCUUCAGCUGAGGCUGUAGAAGGACAGAAGGCGACAUUUAUCACUGCUUACGAGUCGUCUUACGGAAGCGCCACGUACAAACUCUGGAGCGGUAUGAUGGGGAAAACUGUUCUGUCGGAUAACAUUAUAGAAACAGCCAUAAAAUAUACAGAAAACGACCGCGGACGAGUUCAAAAAAUGAUGAAAGGAGUUGCGAACUUAAUAUUACAGGGUGUGAAAAUCCAUUUAUUCUAUCUGAAAGCCAAAGGUCGGGAUGCCACAUAUGAAGACGAAAAGAAAACUUGGGAAGACCAUAUCAUUCAGUUAACUAACCAUAUGCAAGAGGAAGAC